Molecule: messenger RNA, 1564 nt
Organism: Lactuca sativa (garden lettuce)
Lineage: Eukaryota; Viridiplantae; Streptophyta; Magnoliopsida; Asterales; Asteraceae
Cellular component (GO): membrane
Source: RefSeq, a predicted model, not a curated record
GGCCCAUUCAGACACGGCAUUUCUUUUCCCUCCGUCGGAAGAUUCUGGUUGGGCGCCUAUCGUUGUCGGAGAGAGAAGAUGAAGAAAAAACUAACUUUUCUUUCAAAUUUUUUAUCACCUACUUAUCAUAUUAACAAAUAACAAUCCCUUCAUAUUAUGUUAACUUCUUGAUCGAUACAAAGCAAAAACAACCCUCCAUCUGUUGUUUUAAUUCCUCCUGUAAGUUUCUCAAACUACUUUCACUUAAUUUCAUCUAAGUUUGUUUAUCUACUGUUUCAUUUUUGUAUGCAAUGCUGUUUAUCUUCGAUCAUGUUCCAUAUUUCGUGUUUAUAGUUUGAGUUCUUGUUUUUUUUUCAAUCAUCUGUUAAGUUUUUUUUCAAUCAUUUGUUCCAUAUUUCGUGUGUAUCUUCAUUUGUUUUUUUACAGGAUGGAGCUUACUUUGACUAAUGAUACAACUAAUCUGAGUUACUGGUUGACAUGGAAGUUCUUACUGUGUGCAAUAUGGGUCUUUACUUCCAUGGUUAUAGCAUCAUAUCUAAUUUGGAAAUAUGAAGGUUCAACUAAUACAGAUAAUUAUAAAGAGGUGAAACAGCAAGAAAGGGUGUGGUUUAAUUAUGAUUCUGAAGCAUGGAUGCCAUGUAUAAAGGGAAUACAUCCUGCAUGGUUAUUGACUUUCCGAAUCAUUUCCUUUUGUUUGCUUCUAGCUGCUGGAACCUCUGAUGUUGCCAUUCAUGGGACUGAUUUAUUUUUCUAUUAUACUCAGUGGACUUUGUCUUUGGUUACCUUUUAUUUUGCGUUUGGGUCAGUGCUCUCGGCUUAUGGAUGUUUGAGGCAACAUAAAAGAUAUGAUGUGGGUGAGGAGCAAGAACUUCUUUUGCCUCUCACCCAUGAGGAGAAUACAAAGAGUCAGCAAGGAAAAAGUCAUUUUUUGCUGACUGCUUCAUUUUGGGGCUACGUAUUUCAAAUCAUGUUCCAGAUGAUUGCUGGGGCAGUGAUGCUGACAGAUUCUGUUUAUUGGAUAGUGAUGGCUCCAUUCCUUACGGUCGUAGGUUAUGAAAUGGGUUUUUUGACGGUUGUUGCACAUUCACUUAAUCUUGUUUUGCUCCUUGGGGACACAGCCUUGAAUAGCUUGGACUUCCCUUGGUUCCGAAUUUCAUACUUUCUAUUAUUGACUAGUUUCUACGUGCUUUUUGAGUGGAUUCUUCAUGCCUUUGUUGCAACUUGGUGGUCAUACCCAUUUCUUGACUUAUCAGUAGAAUACGCUCCAUUGUGGUAUUUGAUCGUUGCAUUAUUGCAUCUUCCAUGCUACACCAUCUUUUUGCUUGUUGUUAAACUUAAAUAUCACAUAUUGUCUCGACGGUUUCCUGAUGCUUUUCAAUCUUUGAGAUGAUUGUUUUAUGUUGAUGAGCAUAUUCUUUUGUAUAUGACUCUAGUAUUCUUUUUCUAUGAAUCAUACAAAAGAAAGCAUUUUUUAAAACUUUUAAUCCUCAUGUAAAUGAAUGGUGAAUUCUAGUUUUUGGUUCAAAUGGCACAACUAAUACAAGCUUGUGUGGGUUUCUCUUCA